UAGGCCCUUCGGGGGCGGAGGCGACCGUGUUUUCUUUGGCUGAGGGGCUGGGGACGCCGGCGGCCGAGCGACAAGAUGAAUUUCCUCCGCGGGGUGAUGGGGGGCCAGAGUGCCGGACCCCAGCACACAGAAGCCGAGACGAUUCAAAAGCUCUGUGACCGAGUAGCUUCAUCUACUUUACUGGAUGACCGAAGGAAUGCUGUGCGUGCUCUUAAAUCCUUAUCUAAGAAAUACCGCUUGGAAGUGGGAAUCCAAGCUAUGGAACAUCUUAUCCAUGUGUUACAAACGGAUCGUUCUGAUUCUGAAAUAAUAGCUUAUGCUUUGGACACACUCUAUAAUAUAAUAUCUAAUGAUGAAGAGGAAGAAGUAGAUGAUGUUGAAGAAGAAAAUUCUACAAAACAGAGUGAGGAUUUGGGAAGCCAGUUUACAGAAAUUUUCAUUAAGCAGCCAGAAAAUGUCACUCUCCUGUUAUCUUUGUUGGAGGAGUUUGAUUUUCAUGUCCGCUGGCCUGGCGUGAGACUCCUGACUUCUCUUUUAAAGCAACUAGGGCCCCCUGUGCAGCAGAUUAUCCUGGUCAGUCCCAUGGGUGUUUCCAGACUUAUGGACUUACUGGCAGAUUCCAGAGAAAUUAUACGUAAUGAUGGUGUCUUACUGCUGCAGGCACUAACAAGGGGCAACGGAGCAAUCCAGAAGAUCGUUGCUUUUGAAAAUGCUUUUGAGAGGCUACUGGACAUUAUUACAGAGGAAGGAAACAGUGACGGAGGUAUAGUAGUAGAAGAUUGUUUGAUUUUGCUUCAAAACUUGUUAAAAAACAACAAUUCCAAUCAAAACUUUUUUAAAGAAGGCUCAUAUAUUCAACGUAUGAAACCUUGGUUUGAAGUUGGAGAUGAAAAUUCUGGUUGGUCAGCACAGAAAGUGACCAAUCUACAUUUAAUGCUGCAGCUUGUCCGAGUACUAGUGUCUCCUACCAACCCUCCCGGUGCGACCAGCAGCUGCCAGAAGGCCAUGUUCCAGUGUGGGUUACUGCAGCAGCUUUGCACCAUCCUGAUGGCUACGGGAAUUCCUGCUGAUAUCCUGACCGAGACCAUAAAUACUGUAUCCGAAGUUAUCCGAGGCUGCCAAGUCAACCAAGACUACUUUGCUUCUGUGAAUGCACCUUCAAAUCCCCCAAGACCAGCAAUUGUUGUACUUCUCAUGUCCAUGGUGAAUGAAAGGCAGCCGUUUGUGUUACGCUGUGCUGUUCUCUACUGUUUCCAGUGCUUUUUAUAUAAAAACCAGAAAGGACAAGGAGAAAUCGUGGCAACACUUCUACCCUCCACUAUUGAUGCAACAGGUAACUCGGUCUCAGCUGGUCAGCUGCUCUGCGGAGGUCUGUUUUCUACAGAUUCUCUUUCAAACUGGUGCGCUGCUGUGGCCCUCGCCCAUGCACUGCAGGGGAACGCCACCCAGAAGGAGCAGCUGCUCAGGGUCCAGCUGGCCACAAGCAUUGGCAACCCUCCGGUGUCCCUGCUGCAGCAGUGUACCAACAUCCUUUCCCAGGGAAGUAAAAUACAGACAAGAGUUGGGUUAUUAAUGUUGCUUUGUACCUGGCUGAGCAACUGUCCCAUUGCAGUAACACACUUUCUUCACAAUUCAGCCAAUGUUCCAUUCCUUACAGGACAAAUUGCAGAAAAUCUCGGAGAGGAAGAACAGUUGGUCCAAGGCUUAUGUGCCCUUCUUUUGGGCAUUUCUAUUUAUUUCAAUGAUAAUUCACUAGAAAACUACAUGAAAGAGAAACUAAAGCAACUAAUAGAGAAGAGGAUUGGCAAAGAGAAUUUCAUAGAGAAACUAGGAUUUAUUAGCAAACACGAGUUAUACUCCAGAGCAUCCCAGAAACCCCAGCCAAACUUCCCGAGUCCAGAAUACAUGAUAUUUGAUCAUGAGUUUACAAAGCUGGUGAAAGAACUUGAAGGUGUUAUUACUAAGGCUAUUUAUAAGUCCAGUGAAGAAGAUAAGAAAGAGGAGGAGGUAAAGAAAACAUUAGAACAGCAUGACAGCAUUGUGACUCACUAUAAGAAUAUGAUUCGUGAGCAAGACCUACAGCUAGAAGAAUUGAAGCAGCAAGUUUCUACAUUGAAAUGUCAAAACGAACAGCUUCAGACUGCAGUCACACAGCAGGCGUCUCAGAUUCAGCAGCACAAGGAUCAGUAUAAUCUCCUUAAAGUCCAGCUCGGAAAAGACAAUCACCAUCAAGGUUCCCACGGUGAUGGGGCUCAGGUGAAUGGCAUACAGCCUGAAGAAAUCAGUCGGCUGAGGGAAGAGGUGGAAGAGCUAAAAAGUCAGCAGGGGCUCUUACAAAGCCAGCUAGCCGAAAAGGACUCUUUGAUAGAAAAUUUGAAAUCUUCACAAGUGUCUGCUGGGAACGAACAGGCGUCAGCAGCAGCUUCACCCAGAGAUUCCGAGCAAGUCGUAGAAUUAAAACAGGAACUGACAGCUCUGAAGUCCCAGUUAAACUCACAGUCUCUGGAGAUGACCAGACUCCAGGCAGAAAAUCGUGAGCUGCUACAGAGAGCAGAAGCCUUGGCAAAGUCAGCCCCUGUUGAGGGAGAGAGUGAGAAUGUGGCCACUGCUAAAACUACUGAUGUAGAAGGAAGGCUGUCUGCCUUGCUGCAGGAGACAAAAGAAUUAAAGAAUGAAAUUAAAGCUCUGUCUGAGGAGAAAACUGCCAUUAAAAUGCAGCUGGAUUCAUCUAACAGCACCAUCGCCAUCCUACAAAUGGAGAAAGACAAGUUAGACAUAGAAGUGACUGAUUCUAAGAAAGAACAAGAUGAUCUCUUGGUACUGUUGGCUGAUCAGGAUCAGAAAAUUCUGUCACUGAAGAGUAAACUCAAGAUCCUCGGCCAUCCAGUUGAAGAAGAAGAUGAAUCUGGAGACCAAGAUGAUGAUGACGAUGAAACUGAUGAUGGUGACAAGGACCAAGACAUCUAGCUUAAACCCUAGGAGUUAUAAAGAUUAUGUCAUUACUUUGAACAAGUCUUAAGACAGUGCUUUGGUUUGCCGCCUCCACAAAAAAAAAAAAAAAAA
This is a messenger RNA of Microtus ochrogaster (prairie vole), 3063 nucleotides long. RefSeq names its product USO1 vesicle transport factor (gene Uso1). Gene Ontology annotation, cellular component: endoplasmic reticulum; Golgi membrane; ER to Golgi transport vesicle membrane. Gene Ontology annotation, molecular function: protein binding. Bases 76 to 2967 code for a protein of 963 amino acids. The record is from RefSeq and is a predicted model, not a curated record. Gene Ontology annotation, biological process: intracellular protein transport; endoplasmic reticulum to Golgi vesicle-mediated transport; vesicle fusion with Golgi apparatus. NCBI's taxonomy places the organism in Eukaryota, Metazoa, Chordata, Mammalia, Rodentia, Cricetidae. The transcript is spliced from 25 exons.